AUGCUUCUUCUCUUGGUCGCCCAGCUACUGCUCCUGCUCCUCGUCCCUGCCGGUCGUUGCCUCGCGGCCACCGGCCUCAGCGGCGAUGACGGUCAGCAGUUCGUCUACAACGGCUUCACGGGCGCGAACCUGACGCUCGACGGCGCGAGCACAGUUAUGCCUAACGGCCUCCUCAUGCUGACCGACUACACCAGAAAGGUGAAAGGCCACGCCGUCCACCCGUUCCCGCUGCCGUUCCGCACCGCGUCGAACGACACCGGCACUGUGCGGCCUUUCUCCACCACCUUCGUCUUCGCCAUCUCCAGUCAAUACGACGACGUGAGCAGCGACGGCAUCGCCUUCUUCCUGGCCGCGUCCAGGGAAGUGUUCUCCACUGCGUCGCCAGGCCAGUUCCUGGGCCUCCUCAACGAAGGCAAUAUUGGCAACCGGAGCGCCCGCAUCUUCGCGGUGGAGCUAGACACCUUCAAAGAUUACGAGCUCCGCGACAUCAACGACAACCAUGUCGGCGUCGACGUUGAUAGCCUGGUGUCGAUCGACUCCGCCAACGCCGGGUACUAUGAUGACGGCAUCGGGAUGUUCCAGAACCUAAGCCUAAUAAGCGGGAACCCCAUGCAGGUGUGGGUGGACUACGACGGCAGGGCCACCGAGAUCACCGUGACCAUGGCUCCGUUGGGCGUGGCCAGGCCCAAGAGGCCCCUCCUGCGGACCACCGUCGACCUCUCGGGUGUGGUACAGAACACGGCAUACGUCGGGUUCUCUUCGGCAACGAGCUUCUUUUACACACGACACUUCGUCCUCGGCUGGAGCUUCGCGUUUGAUGCGCCAGCCCCUGCACUUAACAUCUCAAUGUUGCCGGCCUUGCCAUCGACCCCGACCUACACGACACUGCAGUCCAUCGUAUUGUCAAUGAUGAUCGUUCUUGUCUUAGCAUUGGUGGCGCUGGUAAGCAUCCUAAUCUACAUAUGUGUAAGACGACAGCGUCUCAAGUACUCUGAGGUGCGUGAGGACUGGGAGGCCCCCUUUGGCUCGAAACGGUUUUCUUACAAGGACUUGUUUCAUGCGACCAAAGGGUUCAGUGACAAGAACCUACUUGGGAGAGGAGGUUUUGGAAGUGUCUAUAAGGGUGUGCUUCGCAAGACUGACAUGGAGGUCGCCGUGAAGAGGAUGUCACAUGAUUCAAGGCAAGGAGUAAGGGAGUUCAUUGCCGAGGUGGCGAGUAUUGGUCGUCUUCGACACCGAAAUAUCACACAAUUAUUGGGCUACUGCAGGCGCAAGGGGGAGCUUCUCCUGGUAUAUGACUACAUGAAAAAUGGUAGUCUUGACAAGUACCUACACACAAGAAAUGGCCCAACUCUAUGUUGGUCCCAAAGGUAUACCAUCAUCAAAGGUGUGGCAUCAAGCUUGUUAUAUCUACAUGAGGAUUGGGAGCAGGUCGUCAUCCACAGAGAUGUAAAGGCAAGCAAUGUGCUCUUGGAUGGUAAGAUGAAUGGAAGGUUGGGCGAUUUUGGUCUUGCAAGGAUAUACGACCACGAAACCGCCGCUGAAACCACCCAUGUGGCUGGCACCAUGGGAUAUCUUGCGCCAGAACUCUCGCGUGCCGGGACACCAACACCAUUCUCCGAUGUAUAUGCAUUUGGUGUGUUUCUCCUAGAGGUCACGUGUGGACGAAGGCCAAUCUUCAUCGAUGAGCAAAACAACCGGGUAUUGUUGGUCGAGUGGGUGCUUCAGCACCACCACAAUGGUUCCAUCCUCGACACAGUAGAUCCUCGACUCGGAGGUGAAUUCAACGCGGAUGAGGUAACCAUCGUGCUCAAAUUGGGUUUGUUGUGCACGUACCCAUCGCCCAAUGCACGACCUAUCAUGCGAAAGGUCAUGCAAUACCUUGACCAUAGUCAGCCGCCUCCUGAUUUAUCACCGACCUAUAUAAGCUACAUCAUGAUGACCCAAAUGCAAAAUGAAGGGUUUGAUUCACACGACAUGGCAUGUUCCCAGCCUGCAAUGAGUGUUGCCACUUUGUCGGGUGAGUCUUCAGCGACAAUUUUACGAGAGGGAAGGUGA
Molecule: messenger RNA, 2058 nt
Organism: Triticum turgidum subsp. durum (durum wheat)
Lineage: Eukaryota; Viridiplantae; Streptophyta; Magnoliopsida; Poales; Poaceae
Source: the annotation of a GenBank genome assembly